AUGAGCGUCUCUAUAAAGAAAUCGAGCCCUGCCCUCCUUAUGCCGACGUCGUCAACAUCGUCAACAUCGUCGUCGGAGAAGAAGCAGGGGCAGGGUCAGAGGCAGAUGAACACCAAUAUUAGGUACCCAUUCUGGUUCGGAGGGAGCGCAAGCAGCAUGGCAGCGUGUGUUACGCACCCGUUGGAUCUGGUCAAGGUCCGGCUCCAGACGCAGGCUCAAACCCUCGGCACCGGCGCAUCCAAGACGAUGAGAGGUACAGUGGUCCGGAUCUUCCAGACCGAGGGGAUCCUGGGCUUCUACAGCGGAAUCUCGGCAUCGCUGCUCCGUCAACUGACGUACGCGACGGUGCGGUUCGGCCUGUACGAAGAGAUGAAACAGCGGGCGGGCAGCAACCCCAGCUUCCCGUUGCUCGUGGUCAUGGCGUCGGUCUCCGGGUUCGCAGGCGGCGUGGCGGGCAACUUCGCCGACGUGCUCAACGUGCGGAUGCAGCACGACUCGGCGCUUCCCGCGCACGCGCGGCGCAACUACAAGCACGCCGUCGAUGGCAUGGUGCGCAUGGCACGCGAGGAGGGCCUCCGAGGCUGGUUCCGUGGCUGGGUGCCCAACAGCAGCCGCGCGGCGGUGCAGACGGCAAGCCAGCUGGCCAGCUACGACGUCGCGAAGCGUCUGCUGCGCCAGUACACGCCGCUGGGCGACGACACGCUGCCUACACAGCUGACGGCGUCUUUCCUGGCGGGCAUCACAGCCGCGACCGUGACGAGCCCCAUCGACGUGAUCAAGACGAGAGUCAUGUCGGCGACGGGCAAGCAGCAGCAGGGCAUUGUGGAGAUUAUCAAGACCGUGUCCCGGAACGAGGGCCCGCGAUGGAUGUUCAAGGGCUGGCUUCCUAGUUUCCUCCGCCUUGGACCACACACGAUCUGCAUAUUCAUCUUCCUCGAGCUGCACCGCAAGGUAUAUCGAGGUCUUCAGCAAGGGCAAGGCUUGGACGGCGCUGACGGGAAGGACGGCGAGAAGGUCGUGGGCGCGGGAGUGGGAGCGGCAGGGAGUUCCCUUUCUCCGACGGUGGCACCGCCGCCGCAGAAGUUGUAA
Cladophialophora bantiana CBS 173.52 is the source of this 1089-nucleotide messenger RNA. RefSeq lists its product as uncharacterized. The transcript has 4 exons. The record is from RefSeq and is a predicted model, not a curated record. Lineage: Eukaryota; Fungi; Ascomycota; Eurotiomycetes; Chaetothyriales; Herpotrichiellaceae. Gene Ontology annotation, biological process: malate transmembrane transport; thiosulfate transport; phosphate ion transmembrane transport. Gene Ontology annotation, molecular function: succinate transmembrane transporter activity; thiosulfate transmembrane transporter activity; malate transmembrane transporter activity. Bases 1 to 1089 code for a protein of 362 amino acids.